ACAGGUGGAAGGCGCAAGAAAAGCAAAAGAGGUAGGAGGAGGAGGAGGAGAAAGAUUGGAUUUUGCAGCCAUGGGGGAAUCGAGCGGGACGGUCUCGGUGGAUGUGGAGAGGAUCUCGUUCGGAGGGAAGGAACAUCAUGUAUUAACAAGCCAUGGCCCUAUUUCAGUUGCUGUUUAUGGGGAUCUAGAAAAGCCUGCACUUGUGACAUAUCCAGAUGUUGCUUUAAAUCAUAUGUCAUGCUUUCAAGGAUUACUUUUUUGUCCGGAAGCUUCUUCUUUGCUGCUUCAUAAUUUCUGCAUAUACCAUAUUAGUCCUCCAGGACAUGAGUUAGGUGCUGCUCCAAUUUCUGCAGAUGAACCAACACUCUCUGUUGACCAGCUAGCAGAUCAGGUGGCAGAGGUUCUUGAUUAUUUCGGGUUAGGCUCUGCCAUGUGCUUUGGGGUUACGGCUGGUGCUUAUAUUCUUACUCUAUUUGCUACUAAAUAUAGGGAGCGUGUCCUUGGACUAAUACUUGUCUCACCUCUCUGUAAGGCUCCUUCAUGGACGGAAUGGUUGUAUACUAAGGUAGUAUCAAAUUUACUAUAUUUUUAUGGAAUGUGUGGCUUGGUCAAGGAAUACUUACUCCAACGAUACUUCAGUAAGGAAGUACGAGGAAGUUCACAAGUUCCUGAGUCAGACAUUGUACUAGCCUGUAGAAGUUUGCUUGAUGAGAAGCAGAGUGAAAAUGUUUGGCGAUUUCUUCAGUCAAUUAAUGGGAGACAUGACUUGAUGGAAGAUUUGAAGAAACUGCAGUGUCGGACUCUAAUUUUUGUAGGUGAGAACUCUCCGUUUCACUCAGAAGCCCUGAACAUGACCAAAGAACUAGACAAGAGAUACAGCGCAUUGGUAGAGGUUCAAGCAUGUGGCUCGGUCGUGACAGAAGAGCAGCCCCAUGCCAUGCUGAUCCCCUUGGAGUACUUCCUCAUGGGGUACGGCUUGUACAGACCGACCAAGCUGAGCUACAGCCCGCGGAGUCCUCUCAGUCCGUUAUGCAUCUCUCCCGAACUGCUGUCGCCCGAAAGCAUGGGACUGAAGCUAAAGCCCAUCAAGACUCGGAUCUCCCUUAAAGUCUGAGAAGAUUAGUAUCAAGAAACAUACGACUUGUCGAUAGGCAGAGGCACAAUUUUGCCAAACAAUGUAAAGCAUCAUGUACCUCCUAUACAGACACAGUUUCUUGGCUCAUUAGUGUAGGAUUGUAGAUAUCAUCGAGAAUAAACGAGCUUAUUAAGGGCUGUUAUCGAAAUUCAUUUGUCCUCAAAUAACUUGUGUAAAUCGAUUUUUUAUGAUGACCAAAGUAAUGAAGUGUUGCCCUCAAUCAUUAGCUUCA
Musa acuminata subsp. malaccensis (wild Malaysian banana) is the source of this 1367-nucleotide messenger RNA. Its product is annotated as protein NDL1. NCBI's taxonomy places the organism in Eukaryota, Viridiplantae, Streptophyta, Magnoliopsida, Zingiberales, Musaceae. The record is from RefSeq and is a predicted model, not a curated record.